CGGAAGUAAAUUAAAACGAGCAGUACCUGGAAUAAUAGUAAUAUACAUGUAUUUAGUAUAGUAGUUGGAGAUUAACUUCACACAUACUUUACGAAACGUUUUCAAGGCGUGAUAAUUUCAUUCGAUUGUUGUGAUUUAUCUAGAGAAGAAAUAAAAUGGCAACAUUUCAUCCAACUAAGUUGGCUAAAAAAGGAGAGGCAAAAUUAGAUUUAGCGUUUGUAAUAGAUUGUACUUCAAGUAUGGAUCCUUACAUAACAGAGGCUAGGGACAAUAUUGUACAGAUCGUAAAUGAAAUUGUUGAAAGUGAGAACUGUGACGUGCAUCUUGCUCUAAUAGAAUACCGUGACCAUCCACCGGUAGAAGAAUCUUUUGUUACCCGAGUACAUGAUUUUACUGAGUCAGUCGGAACUAUGAAGAAAUGGCUGCGAGACUGUUACGCUGGUGGCGGCGGUGAUAUACCUGAAGCUGUUGCCGACGCAAUGAACGAUUUGUUGAAGCUAUCCUGGCGCGAAGAAGCAACUAAAAUAUGUGUAUUCAUUACGGAUGCACCACCACACGGUCUUGGUGCCUUUCGAGAUAAGUUCCCUGAGGGUUGCCCACUUGGUUUAGACCCAAUGGAGAUUGCAAGAGCAUUAGCUGCCAAAGGAAUUGGAAUUUACGUUGCUGGGUGUGAGCCAAGUAUAAAAGCAUAUAAGGAUUUUUAUCUGGCAGUGGCACAUAUAACCGGUGGUCAAUAUAUACCACUUGAGGAAGCAAACUGUCUGGUUAAAAUAAUAAUUUAUGGGGCAAAAGAAGAAAUGUCGUUGAAAAAAUUUGAAGAAGAAGUGGAUAAGGAAAUAGUUGAGCUUAAAGCAAGCAAGAGAAUUAUAAACGAAGACGAAGUUACAAAUUUACUUCAUACAAGAUGGCAACAACGUGGAGAAACUACAAAACAAUUGACGUUAAAUCAAUGCGGCUUAGCAACGGCAAAAAGUUCCGCAACGGCUAUGGACAUCUCAACAAUGGGAUUUGAUGCUGUUAAAACUCUUUACAAAACUACAACACAUAAAAUGAGACAAGCUAAAGUGUCAGAUGAAAGUCAGAAUAAAGAUGAGACAGCACAGGUUGAAGAAUGUAAUUUGAAAUCUAAAAUUACUAUGGCAACAGAAUCGCUUGCAAAGCUUCAGACAGAUACACCAACGGCUCCAAGAAAGGUCGACCUCUCUAGCGUUCUCGGUACAAUCGAUUUUGGGCCUGCCCCAGUAGAUGAAAAUAAAUUGAAGUAUACGAAUAGGCAUGAGACAGCACAGGUUGAAAAAUCUAAGAUUACUAUGGCAACAGAAACGCUUGCAAAUCUUCAGACAGAGACACCAACGACUCCAAGAAAGGUCGACCUCUCUAGCGUUCUUGGUACCAUCGAUUUUGGGCCUGCCCCAGUAGAUCAAGAUAAAUUGAAGGAUACGAAUGACGUGAACAUAAAGUCCAAGAAAGGAGGAUACCAGUGUAUAGAUGGAGGGGUGACCCUAAAUCAAACUAUGAGAUUAGUGCAGAAAUCUAUGAUUAAGAUGAUGACAAAUGAUUCCGAGAAACAGUGAUUAUGUUUCAAUAAGAUAACAAUAUAACAUCAGUAACCUAUUACUGUUACUGGGUUUUAAACUAAAAAUAAAACAUUGAAAACUAAUGACGAUAAUUAUGUAUCUGACAUAAUUAUUUUAUACCUGGAAGGUAAAAUUCAUAUUGCAGACGUGAUUUAUUGCGGUAUGACGUUGCUGAAAUAUAUGAAAAAAUAUAUGUAACCAUUAAACUAACCCUUUAUAUUUUGAUUUGUGAAUUUCAUGUUGUAUAGCUUGUUUUAGGUAUACAUCAAGUGUGUCCUCCCUUGAGGUAUCCAAGAAUUUAUAAAGAAAACUUUAAUUUCAUAAAAUGAUAUCACAAGCUUAUUUUAUAUGAUU
Messenger RNA from Ruditapes philippinarum (Manila clam), 1931 nucleotides. RefSeq lists its product as uncharacterized. The transcript has a single exon. Gene Ontology annotation, biological process: peptidyl-threonine phosphorylation. The record is from RefSeq and is a predicted model, not a curated record. NCBI's taxonomy places the organism in Eukaryota, Metazoa, Mollusca, Bivalvia, Venerida, Veneridae. The coding region runs from base 156 to 1574 and encodes 472 amino acids. Gene Ontology annotation, cellular component: cytoplasm. Gene Ontology annotation, molecular function: protein serine/threonine kinase activity.